Messenger RNA from Penicillium verrucosum, 453 nucleotides. RefSeq lists its product as uncharacterized. Lineage: Eukaryota; Fungi; Ascomycota; Eurotiomycetes; Eurotiales; Aspergillaceae. The transcript has 2 exons. Bases 1 to 453 code for a protein of 150 amino acids. The record is from RefSeq and is a predicted model, not a curated record.
AUGCAAACCCUCUACAACGCUCUAAUCCGCACCCACCACAUAACCUCCCGCAAAAAAGUAGCCGCCCUCAAACGCGCCGCAGACACACACCAAUGCGCCGUACUCCUGCGCUCCGGCGGAUGUCCGGGGAUCAUGUACGUGGAGGGCGGGAAGGAGCCGGUGGAGAGCUGGGUGGACAUUGUCCGUCGACUGCGAUAUAAGGAUUUCCAGUUGGUUACGAGACCAGGGGUUGUGGAGGAGGAGGAGGGUGAAUGUGGAAAACAGGGGACUGGGAACGGGAACGGGAAGGGGGAGAAGAAAGAUGGGAAAGAGUUGGAUCUCCCUUUAGGAUUGGACGAGGUGGAGAGUGUUAAGGAGUUUGGGGGAUUAUGGCGAGGAGGGGGGUGUGGAAUUGGUGGAGGAGGGGGAUGGGUUAAUCAAGGCCCUGUUCCCGCUCAAACCGGCGCCGGAUAA